Molecule: messenger RNA, 651 nt
Organism: Carassius auratus (goldfish)
Lineage: Eukaryota; Metazoa; Chordata; Actinopteri; Cypriniformes; Cyprinidae
Product: interleukin-8-like
Exons: 5
Coding region: 110-571 (153 amino acids)
Biological process (GO): immune response
Cellular component (GO): extracellular region
Molecular function (GO): chemokine activity
Source: RefSeq, a predicted model, not a curated record
AUGGAGUCUGGGACAAGUGGCGAAGGUAUGGGCAUUCCUGCUAGAGAUAGUGACAGCUGGACUAAAACUCAGUGAAUUUCUAAUCUAAAAUGAUUUUGACUAAAUAUCGAUGGGAUUUUUAAACAGGCUUAACAAAAGAAAGACUACAGUCCAUUCAGAUGCACUUCUGUCCACAACGGAGGGUACACCCAUUCAUUUAAAUCUACACUGUGUGUGCCUUCAAACCCAUUCAGAGCCACCAAUUCCUGCUGAAAAAAUAUUCUCAUUGAGCUUGAUUCCUGCGGGACCACACUGCAAAAAUGAGCAGAUUAUUGCUACAAUGAAGGAAGGAUGGCUGUGUCUCGAUCCAACUGACGACUGGGUGAUUUCUCUCGAGAAAGAGGUUUACAAACGAAAGACUACAGUCCUUCCAGAAGCACUUUUGUACACAACAGAGGGUACACCCAUUUAUUUAAAUCUACUCUGUGAGUGCUCUCAAACCUAUUCAGAGCCACCAAUUCCUGCUGAAAAAAUACUCUCACUGAGGGUGAUACCUGCUGGACCACAAUGCAAAAGUGAGCAGAUCAUGUGAGUGUGAAACCUAGCAAAGCUACAGUUCAGAAUCACACACAUCUCCUAAUGUGCACUUCAACUCAAAAUGUUCUCUCUCUC